AUGAUGAUGAUCCAAGAGCUCUACAGGCCCGCUGCCUCUUCCUCGACGGUCGCAUCGUCCCACAUGGCGGUCCAGCCGGCCGCACCUAGGCUGCCUCCGCUCGCCUCCUCCCACCGGGCCACGACGGGUCGCGCCGCGUCGUCGAUACACCAUCUCGACAUCGCUCGGGCCACCGACGACGCCGAGACCGGACUCGGCCUCGAGUUCGGGCUCGGUCGACCGCAGUCGAGGGACGCCCGCUCCCGCAUCAACAAGUCCGGCUUCACCCGCUCCCGCACCGGUUGCCUGACGUGCCGCGCCCAAAAGAAGAAGUGCGACGAGGCCAAGCCCAUCUGCACCCGCUGCAAGAACAACCAGCACCAGUGCCGCUACCCGGAUCAGAGGGCGCCCGUCUACGGCAAGGCACGCUUCGCCAUGGAGCGGCCGCCGCACCGCAUCGUCAGAACGAGGCAAGGAUGGGGAGACGUGGCGGCACCAACGCUGGCGAUGACCGCAACGAUGACGGCAACGGCGAUGGCGACGACGCGGAACGUCGCAAGUUUCGACCGUCAUCGCAGCAGCUACGUGGGCGCUCGGCCCGUCGAUACGCCGCCGGACGCGAGCGGCGUGACGAGGGAAAACGUGGAGCUGCGGCAUUCGCCUCGCAGCACGGCAGCCCGUCACCACCCUUACCGAUCCCUCUCGGCAUCCAUGCUGGAUCGCGCCGCGGGCGAGGUCGACGGCCACUCGUCGUGGAAGAAGGCGCAGCAGCUUGGCGAAAAGAUCGCCCGCGAGCCCUUCCGACAGCUGCCCCCGCUCUCGUCGCUCCGGCCGGUCGCGUCCAAGCCGAGCCCGGAGACGGUGGCCAACAUGAGGCUGCCGCCGCUCUCGCAGCCGAGCCCCAAGCUCUGGUCCAUCCCGGCGCUCUCGAUCCCGACGUCGCCGGCGUCGCCGCCUCGAUCGCUGCUCCACCCCGAUCCGCGUGCCCAACGGCCUUCCAGCGCCAGGAGCAGCAGCACCACCGCUAGCGGCAACGGCGACGGCGCCAACAACAAGGUUGUCCUGCCGCCCAUUUCGACUUUUGAUCGCAUCAUCAAGCUCUCGGCGCCUCGAAUCUUUUAA
Molecule: messenger RNA, 1101 nt
Organism: Pseudozyma flocculosa PF-1
Lineage: Eukaryota; Fungi; Basidiomycota; Ustilaginomycetes; Ustilaginales; Ustilaginaceae
Exons: 2
Coding region: 1-1101 (366 amino acids)
Biological process (GO): positive regulation of transcription by RNA polymerase II
Cellular component (GO): nucleus
Molecular function (GO): transcription cis-regulatory region binding; zinc ion binding; DNA-binding transcription factor activity, RNA polymerase II-specific
Source: RefSeq, a predicted model, not a curated record